Molecule: messenger RNA, 1207 nt
Organism: Solanum stenotomum
Lineage: Eukaryota; Viridiplantae; Streptophyta; Magnoliopsida; Solanales; Solanaceae
Exons: 2
Coding region: 167-784 (205 amino acids)
Biological process (GO): translation
Cellular component (GO): ribosome
Molecular function (GO): structural constituent of ribosome
Source: RefSeq, a predicted model, not a curated record
UUACCCACAGCCCAAAGUUCCAUUUUCCAAAACGAAGCCUAGGCUUUAGAGUUCACAUCUCAGUCGCCCGCUGCCGCUGCCGCCGCCGCUCGCCGUGGUCCUCGCCGUACUCAGGUUGUUGAUUGAUCUUUCAGAGGGAUCAGUAGAUGGUUACUAGAAUUCAGAAAUGAGUUUGAUGAUUUCGCGACUGAGGCAGCAUUUGCCUGCUGUACUCUUCAAACAAUCUGUUCGAUCCAAUGUGGCUGACUCCUAUUUUGUUACCUCAACUAUUUUUACUCGACACUUCUCUCAGCAAGUAGAGAUUAACCAGAGAAAGCUUCCAGCAGAUUAUGAUCCUGUGACUUUUGAUCCUACUGAGCAUCGUAGUCCUCCAUCAGAAAGGGUAUGGAGGCUCGUUGAUGAAGUAUCAGGACUUACCCUGGUCGAAGUUACAGAAGUGUCUUCGAUUAUUAUGAAGAGGUUGGGCAUGACAGAGCAACCAACGGUUGGAGUUAUGAAGGCAGGGGCUGCUGAAUUGGGAGCAGCUAUGAAGGGACCAGAAGCAGCUAAGGAGGAAAAGAAACCGGAGAAAACUGUUUUUGAACUUAAACUGGAGUCAUACGAGUCAGCUCAAAAGAUAAAGAUAAUCAAAGAGGUCCACAGUUCUACUGAUUUGGGACUCAAGGAAGUGAAGGACUUAGUCGAGAAGACUCCUGCUGUUUUCAAGAAGGGAGUAUCAAAGGAAGAAGCCGAACAAAUAACUGACAAGAUGAAAGCUGUUGGAGCAAAAGUUGUUAUGGAAUGAUAAUUAUUUGGUUUGAUAUCGAGUUCUUGGUUAUUCUAUGUUGCCUUGGUCCUUCCACCAACUGCACGAAUCUCAAGAUGGCGAAGACUCAACCCUCUUCGAGAAAAAGAAGAAUGGAUGAGGCCAUCGAAGAUCCGGACAAGAUAUGCACCUCUUCAAGAAUGAUGAAAAACAAAUCCAUCAACUUUCAUAUGGUAUUUUGGCCUGAACUCCUCGAUACUCAAUCAAAUCCUCUCUUUUGAUGACUAAAUGCGUUUCUAUAGUCCCAUAUUUAAUAAUGCCCAUAUUUUUUGAAACUAAAUUAUGCUUCAUUAGGCUAUUAUACAAUUUUGUAGUCUAUAUGUGUUCCUUAUGCAGAACCUUUGAUUAUAUAUAGUUAAUAGAAAGGCUAAUAGAUCAUUUUCAUGACAGAUUAUCUGUUAG